AUGUCGAUUGUGCCUAUAAUCACCUUCAAGGCUGGUACCUGCGAUGCAGACACCUCCAGCAAGCCUUACAAGGUCAAACCCCAAGCCACACCCGGCUACAUCUACCUGUACUCCGAAGAUGACUUGAUCCACUUCUGCUGGCGCGAGCGCAGUGCCGCCAUGGACGCCCCCGACCUCGAUCUCGUCAUGGUGCCGACGGACGGUGAAUUCGUCCCCCAUAUCCCGGACAACCAACCGACAUCAAAGACCAACGGUCGUGUCUUCGUGCUCAAGUUCGGUUCCUCCUCCCAGAGACACUUCUUCUGGCUCCAGUCGAAGCCGCAAUCCCGCAACGGCGACCCGAGCUGGUUCAGCCCUCGCGACAAGAAGAUUGGCGAGAUUGUCAACGCGCUUCUUCAAGGCGAAGACGUCAAUGUCAACCGAGAGCUGGCGCAGGUUCGCAACACCGACGACAGACGGGACGACGACGAUGACGAGACAAUGGAAGAUGCUGAGGGCCAGGGAGACCGGAACGAUCAAACAACCGGUGGUGCUGGCGCUGGCGCCACUGGCGGCGACGUCCGCGAAGAGGGCGAGAAUGCUAGAGAGGGUGGAAGUGACGGAGCUCGAGCUGCUGCUGGUGGCUCUGGCAAUACCGAUGCGGACGCUGCCGUCCGGAACUUCUUGGCUUCAUUACAAGGCAACUCUGGUCUGGGCGGAUCUCAGCAGGGUGGACAGCAGCAAGCCGAUAAGCCUUUUCCCUACCUGAACCACCUUCUCCCUAACGAAAUCACGAUCCCCAUGCUCCGCUCAGCCUCCGAGGAGUACAUCGACAGUCUCCUCAGUUUCUUACCGCCGGCAAUCCUCAUUCUUGCCACGGAUAACGACGACUUGGGUGACUCGGAGCCCACGGCAGAGGCUGCCGCCGCUGCCAAGGCGACGUUGAGUCUGGCAGAGAAGAAGACUUUGCUGGAGAGGGUCCUCAGAAGCCCUCAAUUCCACCAAGCUCUGGGCAGUCUGACAAUGGCUCUCCGCGACGGCGGUCUCCCCACUGUUGCCGAGGCGCUGAAGGUCAAGGUUCCCAACGGGGGCUACAUGAGGGGCGGUGCCAUGCCCUUGGGGGGCGGUGAAGCUGUGGAGGCGUUCGUUGAGGGCGUCAAAUCCACUGUGAAGGAGAAGAAGCAGGGCUGA
This is a messenger RNA of Colletotrichum karsti, 1170 nucleotides long. RefSeq lists its product as uncharacterized. Bases 1 to 1170 code for a protein of 389 amino acids. Gene Ontology annotation, molecular function: ubiquitin binding; proteasome binding; endopeptidase activator activity. Gene Ontology annotation, cellular component: nucleus; proteasome regulatory particle, lid subcomplex; cytoplasm. The record is from RefSeq and is a predicted model, not a curated record. Lineage: Eukaryota; Fungi; Ascomycota; Sordariomycetes; Glomerellales; Glomerellaceae. The transcript has 4 exons. Gene Ontology annotation, biological process: ubiquitin-dependent protein catabolic process.